GCCUAUCGCUGUGUUCGAUAUAUUUGCUUGCUUGCAAUCCGCGCCAUUUUGGCAUCAUUUUGCUUGCGAUUUUGUUUAAAACAAAUAGCAAUGGAUUUCAAUCAGAGCGCCUACAACUUGGAGUUUUUCAAUUUCACGCCGGAACAAAUCUCCGCCGAACGUGACAAUCUGGUGCAAACUCUCAUCGGCCGAGCGGUUGAGACAACAAUUCAGAAAAUUGAAACGCCCGCCACAUCCGCGUUGUUGAAUCAGAAAAAGGACGCCGUCAUUAACCUCAUGUUUGAGGCGUGCCAGGCGAGACUGGAUGGCCUCCGCGAGCUGGACAAAAGGAACUUUGAGGUGCCGCCGCAUGUGCUGCAGAUUAAGGACUUUGAGCUGGAGCAGCAGUUCUCCAGCGAGGAGGAGGAAGCAAAGACAGCCAAAGUGGAAGAGCUGAAGCUGCGCUACCGGCAGAACAUGGCCAUGCUGGCCGAGCUGGAGGCGGAGCAGGAAAAGUACACAGCCAUUUUGCCGCUCGUGCAAAGAGAGCUGGAAAUGCAUCAGCAGAUUUACGCAGCCUGCGCCAACUGUGACAUUAAAAAGAUGCACACUCUUGCAACGCUCAUGGCAAAGGAUCAGAAACUGUUGUAGGUCUAGGUAAAUCUAGUUAUUCUUUAAGUAAUAUCAAAUGUAUUCAAUCCAUAAGGCUAGCCAUAUAUACUAAAGGCUCUCUUGAGCGGACAGCCAGGUUUUCGCUGUAUUAGAAAAAAGUAUGUUAAUUAAUAAUAAAGCAAGUUUGUUAACCAAUUUAGGGCAAGAUAUGUGCAGUGAGAGCUCACGUAGGCGGAGAGCUGGGGUGUCUAAGAUAUUACAAAAAACGUGGAAAACGUUGUUAAUACAUGUUAUUAAGUAACAGGCAAACUCGUUAAUACAAAUGAUUAUGUAUUUAUUUAGUUUUUCUAAUGCUUACAUAUAUCUCUCUAUGUCAAUGAUAAAUGAACCGAGGUUUAUGAAAGCUUUUCCAUUUGGAUUCAAAGAACAUUGCAAUUAGUCAAGUUGUCCGUGUCCCUUUCACUUUUCAAUAUCAUUAUUAGCAAAUUUUAUUCAGAUUUAAAACAUUUUUGUCUUGAGAAGUUGUCUGCUUAAGCAAUGCAUUCACUGUACUUUAUAUUUAGAAUAAACUAUAUUUUCUCGAAAAAAUGCGUCACUCACGCGAAUUUAAGUACCCUCGCAGCGGCCAUUAUAUUUCUGAUAGGAAGCGUGUAGCGCAUUAGGGAACAUUUUAUAAGUAUUAAAAUUCGUGCCGAUGUAUAUGUCUAUUUAAAACUAUCUCUAAAAUCCUUUGCAUCUCUAUAUAAUGAUAUAUGUUAUCAUAGAAGCGAUGUGUCCUAAAUUAUGUUUUUGUACAAACAGCUUUAUGUAUCAUUAUAUAUAUUUUAGGAUAUCUUAAACAAACCUUGCAUUUAUUAGUUUAAUCAUGCUUCUAUGGGAAGAGAUGAUUGAACAAUGAAUACCGAAAUGAUUUAUUCAAGAUUGAGUUCCUGUUUAAAGAGCCGAUUUGUUUUUCACGAUAUCUUGAGCAAGCUUUCCACACACGGGGUUUACCAUAUAUCUAACAUAACAUAAGAAACAUCUUAUUUAUAUUGAACUAGUACAUUAUCUUAUCAAUAAUAUUGCUACUAUAUCAGACAAGUCUUUAAAGGGAAACGGUCUAAGAUUGAGUUCUCGAAUAAAAACUGUUUUACUUUGGAUAAAGGAAAAUCAAA
Messenger RNA from Drosophila virilis, 1745 nucleotides. RefSeq names its product Mis12 (gene Mis12). The record is from RefSeq and is a predicted model, not a curated record. NCBI's taxonomy places the organism in Eukaryota, Metazoa, Arthropoda, Insecta, Diptera, Drosophilidae.